Rhizophagus irregularis DAOM 181602=DAOM 197198 is the source of this 2292-nucleotide messenger RNA. RefSeq names its product AGC protein kinase Gad8. Lineage: Eukaryota; Fungi; Glomeromycota; Glomeromycetes; Glomerales; Glomeraceae. Gene Ontology annotation, molecular function: ATP binding; protein serine/threonine kinase activity. The record is from RefSeq and is a predicted model, not a curated record. Gene Ontology annotation, biological process: protein phosphorylation. Gene Ontology annotation, cellular component: cytoplasm; nucleus.
UGGUUUGGGUUUUAAAGUAAGAUAUUAAAAGAAUAUCUAUUUUGACUUCCACGAAUAAUUUUCUCCGUUAUUUUUUUUUGUUAUUUUACGUUUAUUAGUCAGAAAAAAAAAAACUUCAUUUUUAAAAAUCAUUUCUACUUUUAUCACAAAAAUAAAAAAAAAAAAUUUCUCUCUUUCUUUAUACGGUUUCUUAAAACUAAAUUAAACUAAAUAAAAACGAUAUUUGUCCAUAAUGCGUCUUUGGAAUCAAAGACCUCAAAAUCCUUCUGUGGUAACUGAUGGUGUUCCUUCAACGCCUACUUCCCCUACACCUAUACCAGCUUCUGGACUUUUGCUCAUCCGUGUAGUUGAAGCUCGUGGAAUCACUUUACCUCCUGGCAUAAGACCUCCACAAAUUCCACCGCAUUUUUCAUCAGUCCCAACGAAUACAAGGGGUAAUAGAGACAGCAUGCAAAGGAAACAAUGUUGGUGGCUUCCUUAUGUGGUUUUAGAGUUUGACAAAAACGAAGUUUUGAUCGAUGCUUUGGGCGGUGAAGUUCAAAACCCCACUUGGCAGUAUCGAGCGCAUUUCGAUGUCUCAAGAGAGUCUGAUGUAUCGAUACAAAUUUAUUUACGUAAAUCUACUCAAACUGGCCAACAUACUAAUGAUAUGGGAAAUGACGUUUUCCUUGGUGGCGUAAAAAUUGCACCUAGUUUUAAUGAUCCAAACAAAUUGCAUGAAAAUUGGUUCAAUCUAGCAGGUGGAACGGGUAGUGUACAUGUUCACAUUUGUUACAAGAAGGAUCAUGCAAAUAUCCCCUUAACAAUCGAUGCAUUUGAUUUAUUAAAAGUCAUUGGCAAGGGCAGUUUUGGCAAGGUCAUGCAAGUACGAAAAAAGGAUACUUCUCGAAUUUAUGCGCUAAAAACCAUUCGUAAAGCUCAUAUCGUUUCCCGAUCAGAGGUUAAUCAUACAUUAGCGGAGCGUACAGUUUUAGCACAAAUCAAUAAUCCUUUCAUUGUACCGCUAAAAUUCUCUUUCCAAAGUCCAGAGAAAUUGUAUUUGGUGCUUGCUUUUGUUAAUGGUGGUGAAUUGUUUCACCAUUUGCAAAGGGAAGGACGAUUUGAUGAAGAGAGAUCAAGGUUUUAUGCCGCUGAAUUACUUUGCGCAUUGGAAUGUUUACAUGAUUUCAACGUGGUUUACCGGGAUUUAAAACCCGAAAAUAUUCUGCUAGACUAUUCAGGACAUAUCGCUUUAUGCGAUUUCGGUCUCUGUAAAUUAAAUAUGACUGAAUCAGAAACAACCCAUACUUUUUGCGGGACGCCGGAAUAUCUUGCUCCCGAAUUAUUGUUAGGUCAUGGUUAUACAAAAACAGUAGAUUGGUGGACUCUAGGAGUUUUAUUGUUCGAAAUGUUGACGGGUUUGCCACCGUUUUACGAUGAAAAUACAAAUGAAAUGUAUAGAAAAAUUUUACAGGACGAGUUGAGAUUUCCAGAAGAAGUUGGGAACGAUGCAAGAAGUUUAUUAUCGGGGUUAUUAACUCGGGAACCCACUCAACGCCUUGGAAAUAAUGGUGCACAAGAAAUAAAAGAUCAUCCUUUCUUUGCUUCAAUUGAUUGGAGAAGAUUGAUGCAAAAGAAAGUACAGCCACCAUUUAAACCUAGUGUGGAAUCUGCUAUUGAUACUUCAAAUUUUGAUGAGGAAUUUACCUCAGAAACUCCUCAAGAUUCUUAUGUAAAUGAACCACAUCUAUCAGAAACUGUACAACGACAAUUUGCCGGCUUCACGUAUAAUGAAGACCGGGUAAUGAGCGGAAGCAUAUCAAGCUCGGUGCAAGAUAUGUAAAUCUUCACAAAAGUCAGCAGGACAUUCUGCGGCUUGUUUGAUUUCUAUUUAAGGUCAAACACAAAAAAGGUUGUGAUUCCAAUUAAGUAAAAUAUCAGAAGGGAUCAAUGUGUUACGUUCUUACGUAUAUGUAUAUGUACUAUGUAUAUAUAUACUUUUUCUCUUUUUAUAUAUGAUAGCCCAUUUCUUUCAAUUUGUGUUUAUAUAUAUAUAUAUAUAUUACUCAUUCUUCAUGAUACGUGGAUUUGGUGAUUUCAACAUUUUAUAUAUUUUGAAAAUUUUCUUUAUUAGAUGAGCAUCGUUCCUUUUUAACAUUUUUUCAUAACACAUCUAUAUCACAACCAAACUUUUUUAUAUAUUUUUUAGCUUGUAUUUUAUUGCAGUCCGACUUCCUUCCUCAUAACCAUCAUUUUUGUUCGUACAUCAAUCAUAUAUUGUUUAUUUUUAAAUAUUUUUUUUUGUUUUUUUUU